GAACCGGACAUACAUUUGAAAUGGCGGGACUUCCUUGAAAGUCGAAAACGAAAACCUAAGUCGCCGUUACAGUCUUUCUUCAAGCUUCAGCUUCAGGGUGACUGUCAUAUCGGCCUCAGAAGACCCCGGCAGAUGCUCUCUUUUGUUUAUUGUGCAUUUUCGCGACUGCCUCGUUUGAAUGGAUUCGGAAGAAUAUCUUCGAUUCAGCUUCUUCUUCCUUCCCUCCGCCAGAAUGGGCGGAGAGAUGCUGUGGAUUCUGUUGAGAUGCAUGCACAUUGCAUUUCUUCUGUAGCUGAUGUGCCAGAUUAUGAAUGUGAUAAACUCCAUGAUGAUGUCAAAGCAGUGGAGAAAGAUGCUGCAUUGCGUCUGGCACUAUCUCGGCUAGCUGGUGAUUUUGGUAGAGAAUCUAUGUUAUCGUUGGAGAGCUUUUUCCGUUCACGAUAUGCCCCUGUUAUACCUACUGGUUCUUUAAAGCUUGAUCUAGCUCUUGGGAUUGGAGGAUUACCAAAGGUGAUUUACUGAAGAUUGCCGCGCAUU
Macadamia integrifolia is the source of this 537-nucleotide messenger RNA. RefSeq names its product DNA repair protein recA homolog 2, mitochondrial-like. The record is from RefSeq and is a predicted model, not a curated record. Lineage: Eukaryota; Viridiplantae; Streptophyta; Magnoliopsida; Proteales; Proteaceae. Gene Ontology annotation, biological process: DNA repair. The transcript is spliced from 3 exons. Gene Ontology annotation, molecular function: ATP binding; single-stranded DNA binding. Bases 133 to 522 code for a protein of 129 amino acids.